UAAAGUGUUAAGAAAUCGGUUGCCGUUACAACAUGUGCGAAAACCAACUCUAUUGUCGUACACAACCUUGAGUCUACCUUAGGCGUACUUAUCAGCCGAUCAGGGAAUUAUAUAGGCAAAAAAAUUCGUACCGUUCAGUGAUAAGAUUAGAGCGAGUAAGCCCCGUGCUUGGGAGGCCCGUCAGACACCAGUGAGUUGGGGAACCUCGGUGGUGAAGAAACUCUUUCGCUGCGCAGCCUACACAGCAAACAUGAGCAAGAUGUUAACCGAAAUCUGUGAAAUGCUGGACGGAUACACCGGGCGGGAUAAGAUCAUACGGAUGCUUUGCUACACCACUAAGCUGGGGUCAGGAUUGUACGCCCAAAAGGACCCACAAUUGGCUAGAAAAUUGGCUAUUUUCAGCACGAAGAUGUCCGAAACACGUGCAACCCUCCGACUGUUCGAUGAUCUACCGAUGCUGGCGUACAGCUUAAGCUAUGGUUACGGCAAUAAAGAACCGGACCGGUGGAUGGGACUGAUAGGAUUCAUCUCAAAUUUGAUCGAUCAUGCCUAUUAUCCGGUGGACAAAGUCUGUUGGUUUCUGGAGCACAAUCUGCUGAACGUGCAGAAUCCCACCAAGUGGGACACGAUCAACUCCUUGCUGUGGGUUGCCUCGAUAUACCUCAAUCUGAUGAAAACUAUUCGGAGCUUCACAGUAAUGGAGCAGCAUAAAUCCUGUAUAGAUAAAAAAGAAAACGAAGCAAGUCAAGCAUUUCAAAUGUUGCUGAUUAAGCAACGCAUGGAAGCCCUUUCAAUUCUACGGCUGUCACUGGACUUAAUUCAUGCCGGCAGCACACUACCGAAAGGUAUGCUUUGGGGUGGAUGCUUCCAAACUUGGCACGUUGGUCUCAUUGGUACCGUAUCAUCGCUGAUGGGUCUUUACCAAUACGUCGCCAAAAAGCGAAUCGUUAAACAGUGUUCCUAGUGCAGCGUUCCUGUGAAGCGAAAUUACUUUAACGCUCAUGCUGCUCAUUCAAGUGCUUCUUAGGGUCCAGCCACAAAACUGCUAUAAGUAUAACAAUUUAGAUGCUGUGCAAUAAGGUUUUCUUGCAAGUGAUUCAAAAAUGACGUUGGAUGAGAAGACUGUCGAUUUCGAUUUUUCUAUUUUUCAGUACGAAGAGAAGUCGAUUUAUUUAAAGUUGUUUGUAUGUUAUACUAAAACACUCAAUUUGGACAAAUUUUACGCUAAAACAAUCUAAGUGAAGUCUAGUCAGUGUGUGGCUGCGCAAUAAAAUGUAUCUGUAAAAAUGGUUAAUUUUUUAGAAAAUAAAUAUGUUACG
Molecule: messenger RNA, 1319 nt
Organism: Anopheles bellator
Lineage: Eukaryota; Metazoa; Arthropoda; Insecta; Diptera; Culicidae
Product: peroxisomal membrane protein 11C-like
Exons: 4
Coding region: 251-964 (237 amino acids)
Biological process (GO): peroxisome fission
Cellular component (GO): peroxisomal membrane
Source: RefSeq, a predicted model, not a curated record